Aedes albopictus (Asian tiger mosquito) is the source of this 1353-nucleotide messenger RNA. Its product is annotated as aldo-keto reductase family 1 member B1. The record is from RefSeq and is a predicted model, not a curated record. The transcript has 5 exons. Gene Ontology annotation, cellular component: cytosol. The coding region runs from base 214 to 1170 and encodes 318 amino acids. Gene Ontology annotation, molecular function: aldose reductase (NADPH) activity. NCBI's taxonomy places the organism in Eukaryota, Metazoa, Arthropoda, Insecta, Diptera, Culicidae.
UUGGUUUCUGUCAUCUCAGUAGGUAUUUUGCAUCGGUCGUUACGUUGCCGGCCGGUUUUUCUUCCCUAUUAGAAGCAUUAAGUUGCAGUGCUCAUUAACUUCCAUUGUCAUCCACGUCGCGUCGGUGUUCGGAUCGGAGUUCGCGUCUCUCAAACAUUUAAAUACAUUUCUCCAUACCAUCCCGCUUGUGUUCGUUCAGAUUGCAAUACAAUAAUGGCAUCCAAGGUACCGCGAGUGACGCUCAACAACGGAAAAUCAAUUCCCAUCCUCGGUCUGGGAACGUGGGGCUCCCCGCCCGGCGAGGUCGCCCAAGCAGUGAAGGAUGCUAUUGACAUUGGCUACCGCCACAUCGAUUGUGCUCACGUGUACCAGAAUGAACACGAAGUUGGCGAGGGUGUCAAUGCUAAGAUCUCCGAAGGCGUCGUUAAGCGCGAGGACCUGUUCAUCACGAGCAAGUUGUGGAACACCUUCCACCGUCCGGAUUUGGUCGAAGGCGCUUGCCGUACGACGCUGAAGAACCUUGGAUUGGAGUACAUCGAUCUCUACCUCAUCCACUGGCCGAUGGCUUACAAAGAGGGCGAUGAACUGUUUCCAACCGACGCCGACAAGAAGACGGCCUAUUCCGAUGUUGACUACGUGGACACUUGGAAGGAAAUGGAGAAGUUGGUCGGGCUGGGUCUCGCCAAGAGUAUCGGCAUUUCCAACUUCAACUCGAAACAGGUCGAGCGAGUUUUGGCCAUUGCCAAGAUCAAGCCAGUGACCAACCAGGUGGAGUGCCAUCCGUAUCUGACUCAGUCGAAACUGUCGCCAUUCUGCAAAAGCCGAGACAUCGUCAUCACCGCGUACAGUCCCCUCGGGUCACCUAACCGUCCGUGGGCUAAGCCUGAAGACCCGCAGCUGAUGGAGGACCCAAAAAUUGUUUCCAUUGCCAAGAAAUACAACAAAACUGCAGCGCAAAUUUUGAUUCGCUAUCAGAUUCAACGAGGCCACGUGGUUAUUCCCAAGUCCGUGAACAAAGCCCGCAUUCAAUCCAACUUUGAGGUGUUCGACUUCGAACUAACCGAAGACGAUAUGACACUCAUCACGUCGUUCGACUGCAAUGGACGCUUGGUGCCGAUCACUAGCGCUGCUGGUCACCCACAUCAUCCCUUCGAGAAAGAGGAGUAUUAAUCGAGUCAACCCAGAGGGUCGGCCGUAACUUUAUGUGCAUUACACUAAACUUUUUGCUCGAUCAACAACACAAGUCUACCGCACGUGUCCUGGUUCCUUAUUAAGAACGUCACCACUAAACUCAAUCCCAGUUUGUGUUUUCAUUUGUUAUUUAAAAUAAUAAACAUUUGAAAUUUUAAAUAA